AAAGGAGACGAGAUUUGCCAAGAGAAAUCCAAGGAAUUGCUGAAGGAAAUCGGUCUCCCAAAUGGGCUUCUGCCAUUGAAGGACAUUGAAGAAUGUGGGAUCGUGAGAGAAACAGGGUAUGUGUGGCUGAAGCAGAGGAAGAACACGACCCACAAGUUCGAGAAGAUCGGGAAGCUGGUGUCGUAUGCGACGGAGGUCACGGCGGUUGUGGAGAAGAACAAGAUCAAGAAACUCACCGGAGUUAAGACGAAGGAGCUUCUGAUUUGGGUGAGUUUGAGUGAUAUCUAUGUGGAUGAUCCACCCACCGGAAAGAUCACGUUUCAGACUCCGGCGGGAUUGUUUAGGACUUUUCCGGUGUCGGCGUUUCAGGUUGAAGAGCCGUUGAAGCAGGUGAGUGAAAAGGAA
Messenger RNA from Cucurbita pepo subsp. pepo (vegetable marrow), 405 nucleotides. The record is from RefSeq and is a predicted model, not a curated record. NCBI's taxonomy places the organism in Eukaryota, Viridiplantae, Streptophyta, Magnoliopsida, Cucurbitales, Cucurbitaceae.